CUUACCAAGUUUCAAUCACAAAUCCGAGAAGUUUUCAAACCCCCGAUAAAAAUACAAGUACAAAGACCUUAUUUGGUGCAUCUGCAAACAGCAUUGACAUGGCUCAUGGAUUCAGCGACUGCUGGGUCCCUACUGACCCCGACGUAGAGCAUGAUGGAGGCCACACACACAACCAAGUCUGGUGUCGAUGCGCACAUAGUGAAGGCGGCCACGGUUAUUCCUGGCAAUGGGAGGCCACAGGACAGUCGGAUGCUUUGGUCACUGAUAGGAACAUCCUUUUUCAUUCUACCGGUAGAAAUUACACUACCAUUGUAAAAGGAAAACAGUCCCUGGAACCGGGCAUGGUGCAUUAUUGGGAGAUGUGUGUUACCUCUCGUAUAUUCCGCCCAGAUGUGGUGCUUGGUAUCGGUACGCAGAACGUUAGCCUUGGACAGUGUGCCAUCAGAAAUGUUUCGGCUUUGGGUAGCAAUGAUCAUUCCUGGGGUCUCACGUUUUCCGGACGGAUUCAACACUGCGGCGAGCAGCUGCCCUACUGGCAAAAUAUCCCCCAUGGCUGUCUAAUUGGAGUCUACUUGGAUCGUUCUCGAGGCCACUUGGAGUUUUACAUAAACCGAAAGGGAUUAGGAGUGGCCUACACCAAUGUGCCCGUGGAUCCGAGCGUAAAGAUAUAUCCAAUGGUCUGCUCCACGGGACCGAUAACUGCGAUAAGGCUUAACAACUGUACGUCUGUGCAGGAUACCUUACAGCUUCGAUCCUUUCAGGCAUUGGCAAAGAAGCAACCGGAUCAGGUCUCCAUACUUCGCCAAAUUCCGGGAUUCAGGGCGAUCCUUAAAUCCUACUGGUUUCUGUAUCUCUUAUUUCAUUACUUCGAAUAACCUGGAUUUUCUUCAA
Molecule: messenger RNA, 891 nt
Organism: Drosophila suzukii
Lineage: Eukaryota; Metazoa; Arthropoda; Insecta; Diptera; Drosophilidae
Product: SPRY domain-containing SOCS box protein 3
Biological process (GO): proteasome-mediated ubiquitin-dependent protein catabolic process
Cellular component (GO): SCF ubiquitin ligase complex
Molecular function (GO): protein binding
Source: RefSeq, a predicted model, not a curated record